This is a messenger RNA of Paramecium sonneborni, 1878 nucleotides long. The record is from the annotation of a GenBank genome assembly. Lineage: Eukaryota; Ciliophora; Oligohymenophorea; Peniculida; Parameciidae.
AGAAAAAGUAAUGUAAUCCAAAAGUUAUGACCGAUAAAAAAUAUUGAAUAUAGAAACAAGUGUUGGAUUGACAAAAGAGUAGUAUGAAAAAAAAUAUUUAUUUCAUCGUUUAAAAGAGAGAUUUUUACAUAGCUCUGAUUUAUCAUUAGAGACAAUCACUCCUGAAGGACAUGAAAAUAUUUAUAUUCCAAUGGAUAUUUAAACUCCAACUUAAGCUGAUGGUCUUAGUUAUGAAGAUGAAUAAGCCUUAAGAAUGCAUGGAGCUUAAAUAUGUUUUCAAGCAUGCAAUCAUUUAAAAUUACCAUUAACAACAGCCAUAACAAGUUUAGUGAUUUAUCAUAGAUUUUUCGCAAAGUAUAUAGAUAUAAUUAAGUAUAGAAAUUCAUUUGUAGAUUAUGAUUAUCGUGAAAUAUCAAUGGCUUCAUUAUAUUUAGCAGGCAAAGUAGAAGAAACAGUGUUAAAAACUUGGUAUAUAGCAAGUACAUUUAGCUCUGUAUUUUAAAAAUAAAAAUAAACACCAUUGUAAUAAUAAUAGAGAUAUAAAAAUAGGGAUAUUAUAAUAAAAUAGGAAAAGUUAAUUUUGAGGGAACUUGGAUUUGAAUUAUUUAGAGUUUCAGAUCAUCCGCAUAAGUUCAUAGAAUCAUUUUAUCAUUUUAUUAAGGUCGAUAAGCAGGUAGCUCAAAAGGCAUGGUGUUACUUGAACGACUCAUAUAUGACUGAUUUAUGUGUACAUUUUCCACCUUAAGUUAUUGCAGCAGGAGCAUUGUAUUUAGCAUUGAGAAUCUGUAAUCAUCCUAUGCCUACUUAACCAUGGUGGAUAUUAUUAGAAGCUACUUUAGAUUAAAUUGAGUAAGUAGCUGCUACUAUUUAUAAUAUUUAUGAAUUCGAAAAAAUUGAUUUUCGAUAAGCGAGAAGAAUAUUAGCUAAAGCAAAUAGAAUUGCUUAUGUUAUUUAACAUAGUGAAAUCUAUGGUAUUCCUGAAAAAAUUGAAAAACCUUUAGAUAAUAAUAUUAAACAAAUAUCUUAAUCAUAAUAAUCAUAAUUAUCAUCUUAAGAUUAAUAAUAAUAAAAUAAUAAAUCAGAAUAAUAAUUAAAAUCACCUGUUGAUAAAAAAAGUAUUAAAAAAAAAAGUAGAUCUAAUGAAAAAAAAAGUAAAGAUAAAAAAAACAAAUCUGAAAAAAAGAAAAAGAAAGAUAAAGAUAAAAAGAAAGAAAAAAAAGAUAAGAAAAAGAAGUAAAUAUAUAAUUACUAUAUUAUUAGAAGUAGAUCAAGGAGUAAAUCGAAUGAUAAAAAAUAAUCGAAAAAAGAUAAAAAAAAAGAUAAAUUUAAAAAAGAUUAGGAAGGUUUAGAUAAACUUUUAAAAAAAGAUUCAGAGAUAAUAGUCUAACAAGACAAAAAUUAGAAUGAAUCCAAAAUGGAAAUUGAGACAACAAAUGAUUCCAAUAACAAUAUAAAAAGCAUCAAUAAUAAUAUCUAGUAAUCAAGUGCAGGUAACGAAUUAAAAAGUGAUGACUAAUUGUGCCUUCCUAUUGUUGAAUAGACAAAUAAUGAACCCUAUCCUUAAGCAUAACAUGUUAUUAAUGACGUUUAGUAGCCACAAUAAUUGCAUGAUGAAAAAGAAUAAUUGAAAGUGUAAUUGCCUUUAUCGAGUAAAUAGGAUUUGAUAGCUUCAAUAAAAGCAAUUCUAAAAACUUAAUAAUUAUAGAAGGAGAAGGAGAAAGAAAAAGAUUAAGAUAAAAAUGAAGAUAAAGAAAAAAAAGAAGAUAACUCUCCAGAUGAAUAUGAUUUAGAAGAAGUUGAAUAAUUAAAAGCACUUAAAUUAAAAAGUAGUUUUAUAUUAAUUAUUUAGUGUUAGCGAAAAAGCGAAACGAUUUAUGA